AUGGCGUCGUCCUACUUUAAGAUAUUGGACGUCACAUACAAAUGUGAAAAAGAGUGCCCAUGUCGUCCAGAAAACAAGCUGACCUCUGCUCUUAAGCUCCCCACUGAGCAACCAACUGCUCAAUCCACGGCACAAAAAAAAGUGCGCUUCACUGUUGUCCCUGUCACCGAAUCUACAACCUUCAUGUCAGGAAGUCCAAUCAGAUCCGGGUGGUUUUGA
This is a messenger RNA of Caenorhabditis briggsae, 219 nucleotides long. The record is from RefSeq and is a predicted model, not a curated record. Bases 1 to 219 code for a protein of 72 amino acids. The transcript has 2 exons. NCBI's taxonomy places the organism in Eukaryota, Metazoa, Nematoda, Chromadorea, Rhabditida, Rhabditidae.